AUGCCAGCCUUGACGCUUCCUCUCAAGAUCGCCAUCUGCGGCGCCGGACCUGUUUCUCUGACCCUCGCCAACAUCCUCCAGAACAACAACAUUCCAUUCACCAUCUACGAAGCAUCAUCGAGCAUCCGAACACAAGGUGGUUCUCUCGAUCUGCACCCUCAAAGCGGUCAGCUUGCCCUGAAAGAAGCCGGCCUCUGGGACCUCUUCAAAAAGUAUGCACGCCCAGAAUCCGACGUGUUGAAGAUCGUCAGGCUCGAUGGCAAAGUCCUAUGGGACGGAAACGGUGACGACAAGCAAGAAGUGGAAGAGACGGAGAAAUUCGACGGACGACCAGAGAUCGACCGUCGUGCUUUGGUCAAGCUUUUGUCCGAGAAUUUGGAGACCGAGAAGAUUGUAUUUGGAAAGAAGCUGCGAGAGGUGGUUUCUAGCCGAGCAACGGAGGAGAAGUACGAUUUGCAUUUUGCUGAUGGUACGACGGUGACAAACUUUGACUUGGUCGUUGGCGGCGACGGCGCGUGGUCGAAAGUACGAAAACUUCUCUCGGACGACAUGCCUCGCUACUCUGGGGUUUCGAUGGUGUCAGCCAGCCUCAGUAAUGUCAGGAAUAAUCCUUGGCUGAUGGAAUACGCCGGUCAAGGCUCCAUGAUGGCUUUCGGUGAAGACACUGCUAUCAUUUCCCAACGCGGAGACGAUGGAUAUGUACUCUGUUACGCCGCACUUCGUGUCCCAGAAGACUUCCUUGACACGUGUGGCAUCGAUUGGGCUGACGCUGCGGCUGCACGAAAGGAGUACAUGGCGAGAUACUUCUCUCAUGUCUGCGACGACUUGAAGCGUGUCUUCCUUGAAUCAAUCGAUGACUUGGCCCUACGACCUUUAUACGAACUCCCUGUUGGCUUCAUCUGGCCUUCCCGCUCUGGUGUGACGCUGAUUGGCGACGCCGCACAUGUGAUGACACCAUUUGCAGGCGUUGGAGUCAAUGUAGGCAUGACUGAUGCCUUGGUUUUGGGAAAGGAGAUCAUCAAUGCUUGUGCUGGGAACAAGACGCUAGGCGAAGCCACGCAGGCAUAUGAAAAAGAGAUGGUCCCGAGAGCGGCUGAGUUUGCUCAGAAGACCCUACAUGGGAAGGAUAAUCAUUUCAGCGCGAAUGGUGCGCAAGAAUUUGCUGAUAUGCUGAGAUCACACCACGCUGCGCGGAAGUUUGUACAGGGUAAAGCGUGA
Molecule: messenger RNA, 1218 nt
Organism: Ascochyta rabiei
Lineage: Eukaryota; Fungi; Ascomycota; Dothideomycetes; Pleosporales; Didymellaceae
Exons: 1
Coding region: 1-1218 (405 amino acids)
Molecular function (GO): FAD binding
Source: RefSeq, a predicted model, not a curated record